This is a messenger RNA of Protopolystoma xenopodis, 414 nucleotides long. NCBI's taxonomy places the organism in Eukaryota, Metazoa, Platyhelminthes, Monogenea, Polystomatidea, Polystomatidae. The record is from the annotation of a GenBank genome assembly.
AUGCAGUUCACUUAUUUUUCCACUCAGAUUCCAGUUCUCCGAUGCACCCCAUGCGGUCCACCUCCACCUGUUGAGUCAGUCCAUUUCAAUGGCAAUCGUCACGCUUGCCCUCAACUCACGCUGCGACGACUGCCUCAGGCGACUCCUGAGGCUCAAGCUGAGACUCGAACAUCAGUCUUGGCUUCUGCACUCACUUCCAUCGCCAUAGAUUCGCAAGAUCCUGACAAUGCUUCCAAUGAAUCUGACGCAUCAGGCAUUUCGGUUCACUUUUUAAAGUCACACCUCAACCGCGGAGGUCUUAACACCCUAACUAUUGAGCUGAAACGAGAUGCCUCUGGCAAGCCACUUGACACUAUCCCUGAGGUUUGUGUGCUUAAAAAGACGAUUUUCCACUUAUUGCCAGCUAACCCUUAG